GUCGCCUCGGUGUCUCACGUCCAUUUGUCUCAGCUCUUCUAUUGCAUGAGGUGUUAGAUGUUGGCUGCGGUCGUCACACGUGCCUAUUUUAUAAAUUCCAGCCGAGGCCGACACGACACCAUAGGCAUGGGAAUAGCAUAUGGUUCGACAACCCUAAUUUAGAGUCCGUGUACCACCCUCGCACUCGCUACUACAGCUAGGCUAGAUUGCAGGACUUUCCGGCGACCAUGGGCCAAAUGAUAACGACCCUUCGUGCGGCGUACGACCAAAGCAGACCUCCAAAGACUAAGUUCACCGUAGACGAUAUCCCGGAUCUGUCAGGAAAAGUUACGAUCGUCACUGGUGGAUACACAGGCAUUGGUCUGGAAACAGCGAAAGCAUUGCUAAGGCAUAAUGCAAAGGUGUAUAUUGCCGGGAGGAAUAAAGCAAAGGCCGAUGCUGCGAUCUCGGAGUUGAAUAAAGAAACGGGGAAAGAAGCUGUAUUUCUCGAGUUGGAUCUUGCGAGUUUGAAGGCUGUCAAGAAGGCUGCUGAGGAAUUCAUAAGCAAAGAGACGCAACUCAACAUAUUAUUCAACAAUGGUGGAGUAAUGUAUCCGCCAGUCGAACAACUUACGCCUGACGGUUACGACCUUCAAUUCGGCACAAACGUUCUCGGUCACUUCUAUUUUACCCAACUCCUCAUCCCCGUCCUGCUCGAAACCGCCAAGUCUUCACCUGAUUCACACGUCCGCGUUGUCACGACGUCGUCUCUUGGACACAUGAUGCACGUCUCCUCCAACAUCCGCUACGAUACUCUACGCGACUCACCCGCACGUAAAAAACUUGGCACCAUGAAUCUUUACGCACAAAGUAAAUUCGGGAACGUUCUAAUUGCACGCGAACUUGCCAGGAGGUACGGUGAUCAAGGCAUCGUCUCUACAUCCCUCAACCCUGGGAAUAUCAAGACGGAGUUGCAGAGAAACGUGAAAGGGAUUCAAAAGAAGAUACUUGACCUGGCUCUUUUCCCAGCUCCUUUUGGUGCGCUGACUCAAUUGUAUGCUGGAACGUCCCCAGCUGCGAAAGAUAUAAAUGGUGCAUACCUCGUUCCAUGGGCACGCGUCGCAGAGUGUCGCAAAGACGCACGCGAUCCGAAGACAGCGGAGGAAUUGUGGCACUGGUGCGAAGAGCAGGUUAAGGAUGUCUAACGCAAUGUUAUAGUUCGAGGAACGUACCUGUGCUGAUAUAGGUACUCCGACGAAACACGUCCGCGUGCGGAGAAGGCUUGGUAUCUUUUGGGUUUGCCUUUUGAAUAUGCUGAUAUUUCGUUUUCACGAUUUUUUUUUGGAUUCCUCACAUAUUUUCCAAUAAUCAUACCUUCUGAUGCUCAAUUUGUUUACUUGUACUAUUUCAGUACAACUCUUUAAGAUUCGUUCAACACUAGGAGAUCCAAACACAGUUCUUCU
Molecule: messenger RNA, 1442 nt
Organism: Fomitiporia mediterranea MF3/22
Lineage: Eukaryota; Fungi; Basidiomycota; Agaricomycetes; Hymenochaetales; Hymenochaetaceae
Product: NAD-binding protein
Exons: 6
Coding region: 228-1184 (318 amino acids)
Source: RefSeq, a predicted model, not a curated record